Molecule: messenger RNA, 1230 nt
Organism: Rubroshorea leprosula
Lineage: Eukaryota; Viridiplantae; Streptophyta; Magnoliopsida; Malvales; Dipterocarpaceae
Source: the annotation of a GenBank genome assembly
CAAAUUCCCUUACAAUUCUAUCUUUAUAAGUGAGUUGCAACUUUAUUCUUAAAACCCUACCUUCUUGAGUAGCGUACACUUGCUAAGGUUGUCGUCUUCAUUUUGCUGGGUUUAUUCUUAAACACAUAAUAUGGGUGUCGACACUAUGGCACAGGAUCCAGAAGAACGUCAAAGGUUUUCGGAGAAAAUUAUUGUCCUCCUCCUUACAGUUGAUGCCAUUGAGGGAGCUGAUCUUACAGUGCGAGUGGCAAAGAAGUCUAUGGUGGAUGAACUGGAAGCUAUGCUUGACGUGGUCGACCCUCAGCCAUCCGGGAAAUCACUUUCCAUGAAAAGGAGGACAUUUGACAUGCCUGAUAGUGUAAUCCAGAAGGAAAUUGCUAAGGGUGUGGCGCAAGUUGUUCAGAUGCUUGAAAAUGAAGAGAGCAGCACAUCCGAGGCAUAAUUUUAAAGGUAAUAUUGCAAUGCAAGAAGUCACCCAGUUAUGGGUUCCCUGUUCUAACUAACAUUAUGUGAGAGAUGCGGCCUGGGAUGUAAUUAUCUGUACUACUAGAACUUCGCGCACUAUGUUCCAUCUUUUGAGCAGAGUUGUGCUGUAUCACGUUGUGCUUAAAUUUAUUUUUCCUCCUGUUUCACCUCCGUUCUGUCUAUUUUUAUCUAAAUUUUGUUAAGAACACCAGCAGAAUUUACUUCACAGUUAGUGAAGAUAAGUUGUUGCAUAACAAAGUCCUCAACUCACUCGGAGGACAAUGUGGCCGAAGAUGAUAAGGGCAAUUAUCAUGCGGAGCACUUUUUGCUAGCCAAUCUGCCACUCAUUUGCAGACCUAACAACAUGAUCCCAAAUGUUAAUUUCAUAGCCAUAAUCAGUGCUUCCCCAGCCAAUGCAGUCUUGAUACAGCAAGGUUAAAUCCAGAACCAUACUCAUCUCAACAAAUUACUGCAACUCCAGCAAUACUUGUACCAGCCGAAAAAGCAUCAUGUGUUAACAGUUGCUGCAAAAUCAUAACUGGGUCAAGAUCAGCCGAUCAGAAAAAAAAAGAAGAAGAAAACUGGGGUCAAGAUCGUACACUCUCUGAUUCUCGCUCAUGCGUCGUUUGUUUAGUUUGAUGAGCUAUCAUUUGUGGUGGCACUUGUUUGAUGUUAAAAAAUGACAUUAGUUCUUCUCUUCCAAAUGUGCCAACACAGGCAUGAUAUUUCCUUCAUAGUAUUAGGGAAGAAACAUGAUAUUGUUGA